AUGGAUGUAACCGAGCUCGAGGAGAAUUUGUUCGCUGCUAGCGAUGCCAAGUUACAUGGAGAUAUGUGCAAGGAACUAUCUGCAGUUUAUUGCAAAGUAUUGUCGAUCUUCCCGUCGUUGGAAGAAGCAAGACCUCGGAGUAAAUCAGGGAUUCAAGCCCUGUGCUCCUUACACAUUGCACUUGAGAAGGCAAAGAACAUUCUUCAACACUGUUCCGAGUGUAGCAAACUUUACUUGGCCAUAACUGGGGAUGCUGUACUGUUAAAAUUUGAAAAAGCAAAAUCUGCACUUAUCGAUAGUCUUAGACGCGUGGAGGACAUUGUUCCUAGCUCAAUUGGGUCUCAGAUUUUGGACAUUGUUGGUGAACUAGAGCACACUAAGUUCUCGCUUGAUCCAUCAGAGAAGGAAGUUGGUGAUAGGAUAAUUGCUCUAUUGCAACAAGGCAAGAAAUUUGACAACGGCAGUGACAACGCCGAACUUGAAAUCUUUCACCAGGCAGCUACUAGACUCAGUAUAACCUCUUCUAGAUCAGCUCUAGCUGAGCGGCGUGCUCUGAAGAAACUCAUUGACAGGGCACGUGUGGAAGAAGACAAGCGGAAAGAGUCAAUUGUGGCUUACCUCUUGCAUCUUAUGAGAAAAUACUCCAAGCUUUUCAGAAGCGAAAUCGUUGAUGAGAACGACUCUCAGGGCUCGGCACCAUGUUCCCCCACCGGUCAAGGCCCUAACGAAGACCGUGUUCCUGCGUUUGGGCGUCAACUAUCGAAGUUUGGCUCUAUAAACUACAAGCCUAUGAACAGUAGGAAGUCAGGACAGACGCCCACUCCACCAGAGGAACUUAGGUGUCCGAUAUCUUUGCAGCUUAUGUGUGAUCCUGUCAUUAUUGCGUCUGGACAGACUUAUGAACGGGUCUGUAUCGAGAAAUGGUUCAGUGAUGGACAUAACUCUUGCCCCAAGACUCAGCAGCAGCUCCCACAUCUUUCUCUGACUCCCAAUUACUGUGUUAAAGGUCUGAUUGCGAGCUGGUGUGAGCAGAAUGGGAUCACAGUCCCUACUGGACCACCAGAAUCUCUCGACCUCAACUACUGGAGACUAGCCCUGUCUAACUCUGAAUCCGCUAAUGCGAACUCAGUUGAUAGUAUAGGAUCGUGCACACCGAAGGGUGUUAAAAUCGUUCCUUUGGAGGAGAGUAAUACUAAUGUAUCCGAACCACAGCACAAAGAAGUAGAAGUCAAUGCGCCUGAUGUCAAUAAUGAAGAGGAGAUCUCUGAUAUCAAUGUUCUAGAGAGGUAUCAGGAUAUAUUGGCAAUCUUGGACAAAGAGGAAGACUUGGCUAAAAAGUGUAAAGUAGUAGAAAAUGUCAGGCUACUGCUAAAGGAUGAUGAAGAAGCCAGGAUCCUCAUGGGAGCCAAUGGGUUUGUUGAAGCGUUUUUGCGGUUUCUAGGAUCAGCUGUUGAUGAAAACAAUGCAGACGCGCAGGAAACCGGAGCUAUGGCUCUAUUUAACUUAGCAGUCAACAAUAACAAGAACAAAGAGUUGAUGCUGGCUUCUGGAGUCAUCCCGCUGCUGGAGAAAAUGAUCACUUGUUCCCACUCCCAAGGACCAGCAACUGCGUUAUACCUAAACCUCUCCUGCCUCGAGAAAGCCAAGCCUGUAAUUGGCUCAAGCCAAGCAGUUCACUUUUUCGUCAGUCUUCUUCUUCAGGGAGAGAACACCGAAACCCAAUGCAGGCUGGACGCACUUCACGCACUCUACAACCUUUCCACCUACUCUCCCAACAUUCCCACUCUCCUUUCAUCUAACAUAAUUAAAAGCCUCCAAGUCCUUGCAUCAACAGGUGACCACUUGUGGACAGAGAAGUCAUUAGCAGUAUUACUAAAUCUAGCCUCUAGCCAGGAAGGGAAAGAAGAGAUGAUAUCAUCGCAAGGCAUGAUCAGCACUCUCGCAACGGUGCUAGACACAGGUGACACGGUCGAACAAGAGCAAGCGGUUUCUUGCCUUGUGAUCCUUUGCACGGGAAGCGAGCCGUGUAUCCAGAUGGUUCUACAAGAAGGAGUGAUUCCGUCUCUGGUUUCCAUCUCAGUGAACGGAAGUCCCCGAGGAAGAGACAAGUCGCAGAAGCUUCUGAUGCUGUUCAGGGAGCAAAGGCAACGAGAACAGCCGUCGCCAAACAGAGACGAAGCUCCUAGGAAAACCGUAUCGGCACCAUUACCAAUGUCUGUACCUGCUCCAGCUUCAGGUCCAGAGUCGGAAGUAAAACCUUUGACUAAAUCAAUCUCCAGAAGGAAGACGAUGACAAGACCGUUUAGCUUCUUCUGGAAGAAAAGCUACUCGAUCCACCAUUGA
Messenger RNA from Thlaspi arvense, 2343 nucleotides. The record is from the annotation of a GenBank genome assembly. Lineage: Eukaryota; Viridiplantae; Streptophyta; Magnoliopsida; Brassicales; Brassicaceae.